CGUUUCGUAGACACUACUUGACUUCGUCUCUACCCCUGUCAAUUUCUGGCUUCGCCACUGGGUGCAGACGUCCUUCCAUGGCUAAAGAGAGGGUUGGAUUAUGAGUGGGCAAGGCUGGGUUCGAUGGAAGAUGUUUUGGUGUAGGGGAGGGCUCAGCAGAGGAGAGGUUUUUGCGGACGAGAUCUACGGCAGACAGCAACAUAGUCUUACGAGGAGAGAGUGGCUGUUUGGUUAUAGGUGCAAUGUUAGAGUUGGUUGUUUGGUUAUAAAUUUAGCAAGAGUUUUGGUUGACAUGUGACUUUUAUUUAUUGGUGGUCAGUAAAACUAUACACUAACUAGUCAUGUCUAAUUAUUGUCCCAGAUUAAGCAGCACCACUCAAAAAUAUCAUAUAUACCAGACAAAAGUUAGCAUAUAUUAUAAUACAAUAUUGGGCAGGUGGUGCUGUACGUCUCUGCAUGCCGACGACAUCCCGGAUGGCACUUGACCAAGAGGAUAAUCCGGUAGUGGUGCAUGCCGGCGACAUCCCUCCCAUCCUCAGCUUCCGUGACUUCUCCCGCCUGUUCUACAGAGAAACCAAAACGCUAUGGUACCUCGCUGGCCCAGCCAUCUUCACUUCCUUAAGCCAAUAUUCCAUCGCCGCCAUCACACAGAUCUUCGCCGGCCAUGUGGGCAUCUUAGAGCUUGCAACCGUAUCCGUCGCAAACUCUGUCAUAACCGGCUUCUCAUUUGGUGUUAUGUUGGGCAUGGGGAGCGCGCUUGAGACGUUGUGUGGGCAAGCGUUCGGAGCAGGGCGGCUGGACAUGUUAGGAAUUUACAUGCAGAGGUCGUGGGUGAUCCUCAACGCCACCGCCGUACUGCUCUCCUUUUUUCACAUCUUUGCACAGCAACUACUCAAACUGAUAGGGCAGCCCGAUGACAUAUCGAAGGCGGCGGGACAGUUCGCGAUAUGGAUGAUACCACAACUGUUUGCCUACGCCAUGAACUUCCCGCUAGCCAAGUUCUUGCAGUCGCAGAGCAAGAUCAUGGUCAUGGCAGCGGUAUCCGCAGUGGCUCUGGUCUUGCACACGUUGUUCAGCUGGCUUUUGAUGUUGAAGCUCGGGUGGGGACUGGCGGGCGCCGCCGUCGUGUUCAACGCGUCCUGGUGGUUCAUAGUUUUGGCUCAGUUGGUUUAUAUAUUUUCUGGGACAUGUGGUCGAGCUUGGGUUGGGUUCUCGUGGAAGGCCUUUCAUAAUCUUUGGGGUUUUGUUAAGUUGUCUGUGGCUUCUGGAAUCAUGAUCUGUUUGGAAUAUUGGUACUUUAUGGCACUAGUUCUUUUUGCUGGGUAUCUGAAGAAUGCAAAGGUUGCUGUGGAUGGCCUAUCCAUAUGUGUGAGCAUAUCCGGAUGGACGUUCAUGGUAGCUUUCGGCAUGAACACAGCUAUAAGUGUGAGAGUGUCUAAUGAACUAGGCGCAUCUCACCCAAGAACGGCAAAGUUUUCGUUAGUAGUGGCCGUGAUGACUUCAUUUCUGAUCGGCGUUGCCCUCUCGCUAGCACUCAUCGUCACCCGGGACAUAUAUCCGUCUUUGUUUUCAAGCGAUUCGGAGGUGAAAGCUCUUGUGAAGCAACUCACUCCGUUGCUGGCUACCUGUAUUGUUAUAAACAACGCUCAAACGGUUCUCUCUGGGGUCGCCGUUGGAGCAGGAUGGCAAGCUGUAGUGGGUUAUAUGAACAUGAUAUGCUACUAUGCAUUUGGGGUUCCCUUGGGCCUAAUCAUGGGUUACAAGCUUCAUGGGGGUGCAAAGGGUAUUUGGAUUGGAUUGCUGCUGGGGACUGUCCUUCAAACUGGUAUCCUUUUUUCGAUGAUUUGUAAAACCAGCUGGAACAAAGAGGCAUCUAUAGCUGAAGACAGGAUAAGGAAAUGGGGAGGGGAAAUAGAAUCGAAAGAGAACAGAGGGCAUACAGAUUCACAGAACAACGAUGGACAUACAGAUUUGGAAAAGAACAACGAUUUAGGUCUUAUCAGGAAGGAGGGCUAGAUACUGUAAGAAGUAACAUACAUCUUGUGAAUCCUAAUAUGGCAAUGGAACUCGACAAUGAAAACAGUCGAUAAAUAAAAUCGUGUUAACUAUCGCUCAGGUCAUGUUCAGUUUUUUCGGUUUUUUUCUUUUUCAGCCCUAAUUAGGACACCGUCCCAGUUGCAUGUAAGUUCUUCUCCCAAACAGCAGCACUAAAAUAUAUUAUUUAUUACAGCUCGCAUCAUAUGCUUGUACAGCCUAAAAGAGCAAACUAACAAAUGCAGUUAUACGGUGCGUAAGAACAUCUGAUUUGAUAGUUACUAAAUACUUAACUGAGUGGAUUAACAAGGAGGACAGAAGAUCAAUUCAAUUUUACUCUGCCUCUAUAACAUCUGUUGAACUUGUAAACCAACCAAGAACACAUCACAAAUGCAAACGAAUGUGAAUCUUAAGAGGGUCUAAUAUGCAAAACAAUCAUAAACUGUUAAGCAGUCGGAUGACCUCUACCCAAAACACACCGGCAAAAAGCAUUUCUGGCCAUUCAACCUGUGCAUUGGAGGACUAACAAGAUACAGUUGGGGCCUACACCCAGCACAUAUGUUGUGGAAAAUAGACGAAAUGCACAAAUGCAAAAACUCGAUUUCACAAGUGCAAGUGGCGUCGAAUCAACAUGAAUUUCAAUGCUGCAUUCGGAAAGCAUACAUAGCAAUGCUCACGAGCUUUCGAAAAUGGAUAAUCAUACUGCCAAACAAAAUUUAACAAACACAAAAUCGAAACAAAACCGUCACGAUACCACAACGUAAUCAUACAUCCACAGCAAAACCGUUCAUUUGGAAAAGCAGAAAUGCAUAUAAAUAUCCGCUAAUUAAACUUCCAAAAUAUAACAUAAACUGUAGCUCAGCAGUCUAAACAGAAAUUCCAAAUCGAAAAGACAGCAACUUUAAUCGAAAACCCUAGUGCUCAAAAUUCCAAAACAACCCAAACCUAAGCGGUGAGCACGACGGCGCCACCGGC
This is a messenger RNA of Pyrus x bretschneideri (Chinese white pear), 3009 nucleotides long. RefSeq names its product protein DETOXIFICATION 30-like. Lineage: Eukaryota; Viridiplantae; Streptophyta; Magnoliopsida; Rosales; Rosaceae. Gene Ontology annotation, biological process: xenobiotic detoxification by transmembrane export across the plasma membrane. The record is from RefSeq and is a predicted model, not a curated record. Gene Ontology annotation, molecular function: xenobiotic transmembrane transporter activity; antiporter activity. Bases 457 to 2016 code for a protein of 519 amino acids. The transcript has 7 exons. Gene Ontology annotation, cellular component: vacuolar membrane.